AUGGCAUUGAGCUUGGCGAUACCAGUGCGAAGCACUGUACAAGCUCCCAGAGGGCUCCGAGGACAGCUGGCAAAGGGUGGGAAACCUCUCCCCGCCACGCUUCCAUGGCGAACCGUCGAUGUGUUUUGUGGCUGCGCUGCAGGCGUUUUGAGCGCAGUCACGCGACACCGCGGCUGCACACGGGCGGCAUUGCGCGAGGGUGACGUCGGAGAGCGUGGAGCAGAGGAGUUUUUUCCCAAGACCGAGUUCCAAGAGUCUGCCACAAGCGCAAAGAUUCCUUGCGAACCAGCGCUAAGAAUAGGCCAUGGGUAUGACAUCCACAGGAUGCUGCCCCGGGAUGAGCCCGAGGGCUGGGGCAAGUGCUCGCCACAGCCGGCCGUCAUCGGUGGGGUUACAUUUGAGGAAUUUCCGUUGGGGGUGGUCGCCCACUCGGACGGCGAUGUGGUAUACCAUUCGACGAUUGAUGCAAUAUUAGGUGCCCUGGGUCUACCGGACAUUGGGCAGCUGUUUCCGGAUAACGACCCGCGCUGGCGGGGCGCCAACUCCGAGCAGUUCUUUGACGAGGCAGUUCGGCUGAUGGGCCUGCGUGGAUAUCGGAUUGGCAAUGUCGAUGUGACAAUUAUCGCAGAGAAGCCCCGCCUGGCUGCACGAAAGGCAGACAUGAAAGACAACCUCGUCCGCAUUUGCGACACCAUCCCGGCAAGAGUCAAUCUCAAGGCGAGAACGCACGAGAAGAUGGACUCUGUCGGGGAGUGCCGUUGUGGAGCUUUGGACUUGCCCGGAAAGAAGCCGCUGUCCUUGACAUGUUUUGCAGAGGCUGGAAGCCAACGCAGCGGAAGGUUCGACAACAUGCGAGCUCCUGCUGCUCUCCUGGCUGGGGCCGUCGUCCCAAUUGGCUUCAUGGCAUCUCCCAAGAUCGCGGCAGACGACCCCGGAUGGCUUAAGCGGGUGAAGAGAAUGCAUUAUGUUAUUGCUUCGGUGGCCAUCUGCUGCCACUUGACAACCGUGGUGUGGUCAACCAUCACAGUGAACAAGAUCAACGAAAGAUCCCCACCUCCUGCCGGAAGCUUGAUGCAGCUUCUGAAGCAAUACUACGAACUACCGUGGAUAGGUUGCAAUGUGAACUUCAUCAUGGGCCUUCUGGCCUUUGCGUGCCUACUCGUGACCUUCUCACUCGCGUCAGUUUCCGCAGCUUCUUACAAUCUCGUAUGCAGGCCAGUGGCAUGCACCGUCGGUGCAGCCAUUUGCCUGAUGAUUUCGAUUGUGAACGACGGAGUGUCGCAAGGGGAUGGGGCAGCAGGCGGCUUGCGUUUCGGAUCCAACAUGUUGAUGCUCUUUGUGCGCUACGUUUCGCUGCUGGCAGCACAUGCCUUGAAGGGCCCAAAGCCGCUGCUGCUGUUGACAUUCGUUUUCGCAGGAGCAGCCAUCUACUUCGUGAUGAAAAUUCAAACUGCCAAAGACACUGUGACCGCCGCAAAGUGA
This is a messenger RNA of Symbiodinium sp. CCMP2456, 1482 nucleotides long. Lineage: Eukaryota; Dinophyceae; Suessiales; Symbiodiniaceae. The record is from the annotation of a GenBank genome assembly.